Molecule: messenger RNA, 1667 nt
Organism: Belonocnema kinseyi
Lineage: Eukaryota; Metazoa; Arthropoda; Insecta; Hymenoptera; Cynipidae
Gene: mol
Product: dual oxidase maturation factor 1
Exons: 8
Coding region: 388-1572 (394 amino acids)
Biological process (GO): protein transport
Cellular component (GO): endoplasmic reticulum membrane
Source: RefSeq, a predicted model, not a curated record
CGACUUUUACCUGAGCGUAAAGCGAAUAGGGGGACCACAGAGUGUGUAUCGAUCUUAAAGAUCGAUAUUGGUACCUCCACCUUCCAGACUGUGAUAGUUAGUCGAGGAUGUAGCACGGAUUUGUCACUCUUCGUGACGAUGAUUCCUGAUGACCAUUGUGAAUCAUGUCAGUCAGCGAAAGUUUACGUGCAAGUGGUGUUCGUUCCGAGGAAUAGAGAGACGAAAAAAAUUUCCUUGGCAUUUUUCAAGUGCGGUUCCGAUUUUUCAAGUGUGGUUCCGAGUUUUCAAGUUUAGUCUUCAGUGACUCAGUUUCUUCGUUUGUUGUUGAUUUUUCGAGUGGGUCGAAUUCUAUUAUGGGAGUCGCUUGAAAAUUAAACAAAUUUAAAAAUGAAGGGAUGGUUUGAUGCAUUUCGUAAUGAUGGAGGCCCCACGUUGUACAGUUACACUAAUCGGACUCCAGUCACUGGAGAUGUUCACCUAAUCACUAUCUUCGUGAUUUUCUGCACGAUAUUCACGGCGUUCCUCAUAAUUUUCCCUGGUAUUCGCAAAGAGGAUGGAGUAACGAAGAAUUUUAAUAAUGUAUUGCAGAGAUUGUCAACAUUUCUGACAGUCACGUUGAGCUUGUUUGUCGGGACUUCAAUUCAAGUUGCUCAAUAUGGCUCGUCUUGGCAUACGACCUCUACUACAAUUAUUGGAUCCUUUAGCGCCUUUUCGAAACAAAGGAUGACUGCAGAAAUCGGAGGGUACAUCGGUCUGAUGCACAUCAACAUAACUUAUAGACAUACACCGAUAAAUAUGGAUGUCGCGGAUGUGGAAUACAAUGAAAGAUUUUUUUGGCGAACUCCGCACGAAAUGAAGGAUAUGUUUAAAGAAUCACUUUCUCAAGGCGCACCAUUCCCAAUUGUUUCACUAGUCGAAUAUUUUAGUUUUCAUCAAGAGGGAUUUUCAUGGGGAAGCAAAUAUCGAGAGGCUGGGUAUUAUGCAUCCAUAAUGUUGUGGACAUCUUUUGCAUCUUGGAUGUUAAUGAAUCUUUUACUGGUCGUUGUACCACGUUAUGGAGCCUUUAGUAUGAUUUUUACUGGAUUUUGUUUACUCUUCACAAACCUAAUUUAUUGGAAAUUAUUGCCUUGUGAGCCACUGGUGGCCCAUAUUGAUGGCUCAAUUCUUAUUUUCGACUUUGGAUGGAAUUACUGGCUCGUUUUGGUCGCUGGCAUCAUGUGUCUUUUUGCUGGGAUCGUAAUUACAGCGAUUGAUAUGAUAUUCCCACAUCAAUUUUCCACGAUAUUAGAAGUCGAUUAUGAUACUCCAUAUGAUAGACAUGUUAUCAUAGAGGAAAGUUUCGAUACAAGAAACAUCAGAAGAAAAUUACCGAAGGUAGAAGAUUCCUUUGGUGAUCGUUUUAUUAGUCAACUAUCAUCGAAGUUGAGUCAUGAAAAAGAAGAAGACACUCAAGGUGUGAUAAAUCGUGGCUACGUGUCACAUGAGUCUUCUGAAAUCAAUGAAGAAUCGAGUAAAACAAACUGGUCUUAUCCAUUUCCACCUGCUCAAAGAAGAGCAGUUAGCACGAGUUAACAAUUGUCAAAUAAAAUUAUUUUAUUUUAUUUAUUAGUUUUUAAAUGUGUAAGCAAAAGUGUCAGAUAUUUGUAAAUAGAAAAAAAUACAUGCCA